Messenger RNA from Vanessa atalanta (red admiral), 2178 nucleotides. RefSeq lists its product as uncharacterized. Bases 1 to 2178 code for a protein of 725 amino acids. The transcript has 3 exons. The record is from RefSeq and is a predicted model, not a curated record. NCBI's taxonomy places the organism in Eukaryota, Metazoa, Arthropoda, Insecta, Lepidoptera, Nymphalidae.
AUGUAUUCUGUUCGGUCCGUUCCCAACUGGAAGUCUCCGGGACCGGACGGGCUGCAUAGCUUUUGGCUAAAAUGGCUGCGCAGCUCGCAUGAAUGCUUGGCAUCUCAGUUCCAGUCAGCUCUAGAGUCUGGGUCGCUACCACAGUUUCUUACCACCGGAGUCACCCACCUGCUCCAUAAGUCAGAUAGUGCAACGGAUCCUAAAAACUAUAGACCGAUUACUUGUUUACCGACGGUCUAUAAACUUCUUACCUCCAUUCUGAGAGAUAAGAUUAAUAGUCACAUACAGAAUAAUAGUAUUUUGUCUGUCUCUCAGAAUGGAUGUAGGGGUGGAUCACAAGGCACUAAGGAGCUACUCCUCAUUGAUAUGAUCAUUAGCCAACAGGUCCGUCGUUUUCGAAAGAGUCUGUCGACAUGCUGGAUAGAUUACAAGAAGGCCUAUGAUUCCGUGCCGCAUACAUGGCUCUUGAGGGUGCUGGAGUUGUAUAAAUUAGAUACAACUCUAUGCAGUUUCUUGAGAUCAUGUAUGGGGCAAUGGCGGACAGUCCUUCGCUAUCCAGGAUGUCGAACGAUUCAUGGUAAUGACGAACCGAUAAGGAUUGAGCGGGGAAUAUUUCAGGGCGAUAGUUUGAGUACAUUGUGGUUUUGUUUAGCCUUGAACCCUCUAAGUACUCUGUUGGAGGGUUCAAGGUUAGGCUAUCGUUUGCGGAGAGGAGGUAAAGUAAUAUCCCACCUACUUUACAUGGAUGACUUAAAGCUCUUUGCACCUUCAGGUUCACAAUUAAUGGAGUUACUAAAGGUAACAGAAACUUUUAGUAAUUCUAUUAGAAUGGAAUUUGGAGUUGACAAGUGCGCGGUUAUGCAUGUAGAGCGAGGAGAGAUUAUGGAAUCUGACGGAUUACAACUUUCAGAUUCCAUAAACUUUAGAUCACUGUCCGCAAACGAAUCAUACAAAUACUUGGGUGUGUCGGAAGCGUUAGGCAUCAAUGUGACCGACAUGAAACAAUCACUGCAGGAGCGUUUCUUUGGUCGCCUGAAAAAAGUGCUCAAAAGUCUUUUGUCGGGUGGCAAUAAGGUUCGCGCUUUCAAUGGUUGGGUCAUGCCGGUCUUGAUGUACUCUUUCGGCAUACUCAAGUGGACUCAAAAAGAACUAGACGCCUUGGAUAGGAGAGUCCGUGUCCUGCUGACUGCAUAUCGGAUGCAUCAUCGUCGGUCUUCGGUGAUGAGAUUGUAUAUCCCACGGAGAUGUGGUGGCCGAGGCUUUUUAAAUGCCAAGACCCUACAUAACCGUGAAGUAUACAAACUCAGGGAGUAUUUUCUCCACACUGACUUGGAUAUGCACCGAGAUGUAGUUACAAUGGACAAGGGGCUAACUCCGCUCUCCUUAGGCAAAGAGAACUGGCGCAAACCCGUAGUACUAAGUACUGAGAAUCGCAAGGGGGUAUGGAAGAGCAAGGAGUUACAUGGACGCUUCUAUCGGGCCCUUCAUGGACCCGAUGUGGAUUUUAUGGCGUCCGUUUCUUGGCUACGGUUCGAUAACCUAUUCGGUGAAACCGAAGGUUUUGUCUGUGCAAUUAUGGACGAAGUUAUCAUGACGAACAAUUACCGGAAGUAUAUUGUGAGGGAUGGCACGGUGGACAUAUGUCGGGCGUGUCACACUCCGGGCGAAUCCCUUAGACAUAUUAUUUCCGGUUGUUCUCGUCUUGCUAACGGAGAGUAUUUGCACAGGCAUAAUCAAGUGGCCAAGAUUAUCCAUCAACAACUUGCACUUCGAUACGAUCUUGUGGUAUCAGAGGUACCAUACUACAGGUAUGUGCCCGACCCAGUUCUCGAGAAUGGUCGUAUCACACUGUACUGGGACCGAUCUAUAAUCACUGACAGGGCUGUUGUCGCCAACAAGCCUGAUAUAGUGGUGAUAGAUCGGUCAGAGCGCCGCACGAUAAUUGUUGACGUCACCAUCCCUCAUGACGAGAAUCUCGUGAAGGCUGAGAAAGAUAAGCAAAUAAAAUAUCUCGACUUAGCUCACGAGGUUGUCGACAUCGAAUGGCCUAAGGCCAAGAGCCUCGACCAACACCUUAAGAGGCUCUCGUUAGGCAGCUGGGUCAAGGGCUUGAUGCAGAAGGCAGUACUCCUCGGCACGGCACGUAUUGUGAGGAAGUUCCUCUCUCUGGAGCCCUGA